AUGGCAGACAAUUCUCACAACAUGAGCUUCCAAGCUGGUGCGGCCAAGGGACAAACUCAGGAAAAGGGCGGCCAAAUGAUGGACUCAGUCUCUAAUGCUGCUCAAUCUGCUAAGGACACGGUGCAACAGGCUGGUCAGACGGUGAUGGCCAAGGCACAGGGUGCAGCAGAUGCAGUCAAGAAUGCAACAGGCAUGAACAAAUGA
Molecule: messenger RNA, 204 nt
Organism: Eucalyptus grandis
Lineage: Eukaryota; Viridiplantae; Streptophyta; Magnoliopsida; Myrtales; Myrtaceae
Product: stress-induced protein KIN2-like
Exons: 3
Coding region: 1-204 (67 amino acids)
Source: RefSeq, a predicted model, not a curated record